GUCACGUUCUCUCGCUGGGCUCUGUUUGUUUGGGACGGCAUCGUUCGGUUUCAUUUUAAAACGCGUCCUCAACCGAAGCGAACGCAGGUUGAGCUGGGUGUCUCCGCCGUCGUUUCGUGGUAGUAUUCGCAGUUUCGCGCAGUCGGUGGACUCCAAUCGCCUUUGGGUUGGAAUCCGAUUUUUGCAUCUCCGUUGCAUCUCCCCGUUCUCGCCGGGGUGGGAUAGUGCAUCAUCACUUCCCCGUUCACACCCCCCCGCCCAACUAUUCGCUUAUCGUGAGGUACUUACUAGGCCAAACACAACAAAACCAAGAACACGACCGUUAGCCAAACUCGGUUUGAGUUGAGUGUUUAGUUGCGUGCGCGAAGUGAUUUUGUUGGUUCUAUCUCGCUUUCGGUUUACAAAAAGGGAGAAAGGAAAGUGUCGCGAUCGCGUUGUGAAAAGUGGCAGUGAAACAAUCGGUUGAUUUGAAAACGUACUUGUACCAACCUCUACAGGAAACAACAACAAAAAACAUACAAACAAACAAACACAUAUCGAAACCAGCAUAUAUUACACAAAGCUAGACAAACAAGCACAACAGUUUGGUUUGUGGUUCGUGAUCGGUUAGCUAGCCACCCAGCUACCGCCCAGCAAAAAGGCCCGUUUGAAACCCACAACAAAUUAAUGCAAGCCGGCGGAGAGCGAAAGACUCCAGCGAAAGACAGAUUCCGACCUGUGUGUGUGUGUGAAUGUAUUCAAGUGUGUGACUGUGUGCGCGCCGUUUUCUUCCUUUCUUCUAUCAUUCCACCGGAACCACGGCACACCGGUGCGUGCACGGGGUGGAACACAACAAAAACGGUGAUAAUUAAAAUUUAUUGAAAAUCUAUGUUAAUUUGCCGCGGUUUGUCACCGAGACGAGGAAAGAGAAAGAGAGAGAGCAAGAGAGCAGUGUGUAGAGGAAGUGACCACAAAGUGCUUGCGUGUGUGUAUGUGCUUGUGUUUGUGGGUCUGUUUCGAUAGUGUUUGAGGGUGAUCUGCGGUGCGCUACUAGCAAUCGGUCUCCCCCAAAACUCCAACACACGCGGGUUCGUUGUUUCGCGCCAUUCGGUCAGACACUUGAGUUGAGGGAUACACGCGACAUCGCCAUACAGCGGUGCAGCUCGCAGCAGUGCAUCAACGGGGGUUUGUCUUCAAACCAGUGGACAACGUCGUAUCUCGGCACAAACCGUCACCAGGCAUUCGUGUUAAUUAGGGUGGCGAUUUAUGUGAAGAUUCUCCCAUCGUGAUCCUGCUACCACCACCGCUACCUGUGAACAAGAACGUGUACCAGAAGCGUCUGUAUAGGUGAAUCUGUUUCUGUGCAUGUGUGUGUGUGUGAGUGGGUGGAAAACCAAGCCAGUUUGGCACAGGUGAGAAAUUGUGAGCCAAUUUGACUACCCUGCGAGGAGAGUUCGGGUGCAAUUAAAAAGGGAACGACACUGACGGGCAACAGUGAGUGUGCCAUCAUAUCAUACCGAGUCGUCAUCGCCUGCAGACAAGUGUCCGGCUCCUGUGCGGGUUUAUAUUCCAGAACUUGCGAAGGUCGUAAACAGAACCUUGCUGUGCGGCGAGUGCGAGAGAGAGCUCAAUGCGAGGCACAGCAGUGUUGGCGAGCGUAAGCGAACUUUGUGCGUACUUGGCCCUGCCAUCGAGUGAUGGCCAGUAAUGGGGGGACUCUGCAUGGGGUUCCCCAAAGUGUGUCACAGCAGCAGCAGCAGCAUAUCUGCUCCCAGUGUGGCCUAUACUUUGAGAGUGCGUCCUCGUUGCAGGUGCAUCAUAUGCACUACCAUCAGCAUGACAGCAUGAAUCGCUGGGGUUCGUCGCAGCAGCAGCAGCAGCAGCCAGUGGUCAGUACAACGCUUGCAACGACAGCGGUCGCGACGACGACAACGGCCGCCACCAUCACAACGAACGGCUCGGUCGUCCCUUCGUCCACGACGCCCACCUCCUCCGACACGGAGAACAACAACCAGCCCGGGUCGCUUACCCCCACGGGCGGCUUGAAGCCGGUCGCUUCGCCGCAGCAGCAGCACCAUACGACGAUAGCAGCGGCCGCUGACUCGAGCGAUAAUCAGCCGCCAACGCCACAGCCCACCAUCACGGAGCCCGGAACUCCGCAAAGCUACAGUGGUGGUGGUGGUGGUACAUCACCCUACCACACUCAGCAGCAGCAACAUCAGCAGCAGCAACAGCAGCAGCAGCAACAAGUGAGUCAGCAUCAGCUAGGCCUGCCGAGCGGUGCGCCCGGCAGCGAGAUGCACUAUCCGAGCUACAUCCAUCCCGGGUACGAUUACGCGUACGCCGGCGGCCCGGGGCUCGACUAUGGCGGUGGUGGUGUGCUCGGUGCACCGCUCCAGCCGACCGACUACAAGUCCAGCUCGUCGGUCGUGUCGUCCGCCCGGUACCAUCCGUACGGUGGCCCGGGAAGCAACGGCCCUGCGGACGGUUCGUCGCCGGCCGUGGUCAGCAGCAACGGUUCGGCUGGCAUGAGCCCGCAGGUGGUAAGUUCUUCCAACGGGGUCAGCGUGGCGGGAAGUGGCAGUGCUGGAGCGGGCAGUGUAACGACGGUCGCCAGCACCACCUCCCAGUCGCAGUCGUCGCACUCGCCGCAGAAUGGGACGGGCGGGUCGAACAUUCCGCCGACUCCGUCCCCAUCGCCGAUCCAGUGCGAGAAGUGCGGGCUGGUGUGCGAGUCCGACGAGGCGCUGAACGAGCACGAGGCGACGGUACAUUCGAGCGUGCCGGUACAGUCGGCGCAGGACCAGCAGCAGCAACAGCAGCAGCGUGUCGAUCAGGUCGAUCUACAAACUGGCGGUGGUGCGAACUGCUAUCCGUACGGAGGUGGCGGCGGUACGCCCGGCUACCCCGUGAAGGAAGAGACGCCCGCCAGCGACAUCCUCGAUCUCGACUCGCAGAAGAUGGUAGGCUAUGGGGCGGGCGCGGACGGCGGGCUACUGCCACCGAUGAACUCGCUCCACCCGCUGCAGUCGAUGCAGCGCCACCCGAUGAUGGCCUGGCCGCAUCACGACCCGCACAACUUCAUGGGGCCGCCGCCGCCGCUGCCCCCUGCCGCCGCACCCUACUACCACCACCCGAUCAAGUCCGAGUACUCGGCCACCCCGUCGAUCAAGUCCGAGUAUCUCGGCGGCGGCGGAGGCAUCGGUGGUGGUGGCCAUUACGGUGCGCCCGGCGGUCCGAUGGUGAAGAACGAGUACAGCCUCGCGCCCACGCUACCGCCGCCGGCCGUUGCGCCGCAGGCGACGAACCCGCAGUCGAUGAAGCAGUACGCGGACGAGAUGCACGACAAUCAGCUCGCGACCAGCCCGUCCGACUUCCCGAGCACGACGACGCCGCAGGAAAGUGGCUCCCAGUAUCGGACGUUCGAGCCGGCCACCUCCUCGCUGCCGGGGACGGGCUCGGGCCCAACCAAGGGCACCGCGUGGAAGUCGAACGAGGCGCGCCGCCCCAAAACGUACAACUGUACCGCGUGCAACAAGUGGUUCACCAGCUCGGGCCACCUGAAGCGGCACUACAACACGACGCUGCACAAGAACGCGGUCAAGUCGAGCGGCCAGCCCGACCCGGCGACGCUGCCGAUCAGUGUGCACCAUCAUCCGGGGCGCGAUCCGAACUACGCCAACAAGGGGCGGCGCGGCGGAACCGGCAACGGUGGCGCCGGCGGCUCCGGUGGAAGCGGUGGCGCCGGUGGCGGUGGCUCCCAGCUGCAGCAAACGAUACAGCAGCCGGUACCGCCGCCCGACCCGCCCAGAAGUCCCGAGUACGGGGCGGCCGGCCAGCAGUACGCGGGGGCGGGGUUUCCAGCGGCCGGGACAUCGCCCGGCCAGCAGCAGCAUCCGGGCGGCGGCCAGCUAGUCAGCACGAACCAAUCGGCGGGGUUUCACCACCCGUACGCCGGCGCGACCAGCGCGAACGGCGGCAGCACGUCGGCGAGCAGCUCCACUUCUUCAGCGGUUCCCCCAAACGGGGUAGCAGGUCCCUCCGUCCAAGUCUCCCAACCGAGGGGCCUGCAGAUCUACUCGAACAGCAGCAGCAGCAGCAGCAACAUGGCGGAGCAAAUGGAGCAAGCCACCCAUACCAUUACCACCAUCCUCACGCCCACCACCCAGCAGCCCAUCUGCACGGCGGGCAUCCCGGACAUCCCGGGCACCACCAUCUGCACGGGCACGCGCACCCCGGGCACCCCGGGCACCCGCACGCCCCCCACCAUGGGCAUGGGCUCGCCGCAGCCGCCGCCUCACCAUCUGCAGCAGCGGCAGCAGCAGCAGCCGCCGCAGCAGCAGCUGCCGCCGCCCACCAUCAGUUCAAUGGAGCCCUACCACCACCACCACCACCACCACAUGCAGCCGCACACAAUGCACACGCACAUCUCCAAUCCUUUAACUAUCAGCACCACCAGCAUUCCAUCCUUCCAAACCAUCCUGCCGGAGGCGCCGAGCUAUCACCUUAUUAUUGGUAAUGGGCCGCAGUACCACCCGGGGGGGCAGGGGGCCCAUCAUCAGCUCCACCAGCCGGCGGGGGACGGUGGGCAGUGGGCGGACCUGCCCACCGAUGGGACGGAGGGGCUGAUCGAGUCGACGACGGGCGGACGCACGCCGUUGGGGUUUCCCCGAUGUGCGGGGGGCGCCGAGGUGUAUCAGGGCGAUACGGCGCCCCCCUUCUCACCUAACGUACCGGAGCAGUACCACCAGCAGCAGCAGCGGUCGGGGGGUGGUGAGGCCGGCCUACCCAUCGGCAUGACGAUGCUGCACGACGGCCAGCUGACGACCGAGUCCGGCAAGUACAAGGACUACCUGCAGUCCGAGGUCGACCCGUACCAGGAGCAGCUGCUGUACCGGGUGGCCACCCCGCAGCUGGGUGCCACCGCGCCGGCCAUCUCGCCCGCACCCUGCUCCCCGAGCGUCACCUCGACGGACGUCGGGCAGACGCAGCUAGCACGAGCGCGGGGCCAGAAAGCGGGCCAAAACGGCAGCGCGAACGGACAGGCGCCGGAGAUCCACCGGUGCAUCGAGUGCGACAAGGUGUUCAACAAGGUGUGCUACCUGACGCAGCACAACAAAACGUUCCACUCGGGCGACAAACCGUACAAGUGUCACCGGUGCGGCAAGCGCUUCCCCUGCAACCAGUCGUACGAGGAGCAUCUGGCGAAGCACGGGGGCGAAAAACCGUUCAAGUGCGAGCAGUGCCCGAAGCAGUUCAACCACAAGACGGACCUGCGGCGGCACAUGUGCCUGCACAGCGGCUCGAAACCGUACGCCUGCGAGCAGUGCGGCAAGGGCUUCAUCCGGAAGGACCACAUGAUGAAGCACGCGGAAACGCACCGGAAGAAUGCGGCGGCGGCGGCGGCAGCGGCGGCCGCCGGCCACGAUGGCCCGAAGCGCCCCGGCAAGGGGCACGGCGUCAUCAAGGGCGGUGGGCGCAAGAUCGUCGGCCUGAUGGACGAAUGACGGUGGCUGUCGCUUCGCUGUCUUACACCGGAGCAGUGAAAAGCCCUCGGUGGAGCCGGCGAUCGGAGCUUGCGGAGGUGUCAGCGUACACGUGAGUGAGUGCAGCGGGAGGGUAUUGUACAUUGGAGGGGAUUUUGUUUGUUUUUUUUAUGUCGGGUGGGAGCACCGUGUGCAUGUACAGGGCUCGUGUGCGAGGUCGGAACCAUUUCGUAAGUGUAUCGUAAGCAAAGUUGUAGCCGUUUAAGUCAAGAGUGCGUGAAGAGAGUUACCUACUACAGUUUAAACCGAUGGGGGAGAGGGGUCAUCGGACCCCGUACUAUGCAUGUGCGCAUUGCCAUUUCAAAUAAAACAUUUAAAAAAAACCGGGUGCCAAACGGUGGAGGUGUUAGCCGCCCGAUAAAGUCCAUACAAUUCUACACGUGUACCAGCUACCUCAGCGUCUUUAAGCAUUAUAAUUUUCUGUUUUUUUUCUGUUCGAUUUUAAUAAAUAAACAAUCAAACUGGACUGCAAAGGCACCUGCCAGGAAAAGAGAUAGCCAAUCAGUAUAAAUAUAUGAUAUGAUUUAGUUAAAUUGUAAACGCGAAAGUAUUACGUUAUCUAGUUAAGGCGCCACCUUUAAAACCCCUUUUCCCCAGAGUCCCCGGGCGGUGUUGGGGAGCGAGGGAGCAUUAACAAACCCAGAAGCAACUCAAGAUUCCUCAGGCUGCACCGGGCAAACCUUUACGACGGUGCAGUGCACAAACGAUUCUACCUCAACAUGAGUAUGUUUUACAAAGCUCACACUUUUUCCACCAAGAUAUCAGAUCCGGAUGAAGGAAAGCCAAUGUUUUUAAGAGAGAGAGAUAGAGAGAGUGUUUAUUUUAUGGCAAAUGUAGCCACUGGCUGGAUUCUCGAUUCCUAUCUGCGUGUGCUGCAGCCGAUACGCUAUAUACAAAGCCCUAUACCUAUAUUAGUUUAUCUAGAAAGGAGACUUAACAAAACAAAAAUCAACCCAGGUGGCAGAGAUAGAGUUACCGUGUGCUGUGGGGUAGCGCACCGAAGACGGAAGCGCAUGGCAUCUUUUACUAUAUAUUUAUUAAUUGUAUUAUGUGACGGUUGCGACGGUGUUUCGCAGUAGCAAGAUAAAAAUAUACAUAUAGCUAUAUACAUACGGUGUAUCAGUACAUAAUAGAUGUGACGUACAAGUUCAAGCCAUGGAGAAGAAACUCAUCAAACACAUUUUAAAGCAAUAAAAGAAUCUACCGCGUACGCGUAGUGUACCGUAAUCGCUGUUGGACGUGUUUUGUACAUCGGGGCGUGCUUGAUCGGUUUUAAUUGAAUCGAUUGGAAAGGGACAGGGAAGGCAACAGUUCAAAUUAACGAAUCGUUAGCAAAAUGAUGGAUGAGUAUAAAAGUGUAUAAAAACAAGGAAGAGACAUAAUAAUGUCUCACACACGAAUCGUUCCGUUUUUUUCUCCUGGUGUAAUAUAUAACGUAGUGAUGUAAAGUAUUUAGAACUCAAUGUCAGCAGCUGUCAGCGUGCUCUGUUUCGUCCUAUUCUUCCAGCAAAACAGAACAGAUGAGCAUGAAAAUAUAUAAUGGGAAGCAAGUGAGGAGGUAAAAUGGAAUGAGAGAGUGGAAAAGGAGAAACAAAACAGACAAACUACCUACAAUCACGUACCUAAUCCGAUAAGGAUAUUCGAACGCGCGUCGCCAGAAGGGUUGGGAUUAAACUGGGAGACAAACAAGAUCUAAUUGAAUCCUCACCCUUCCGUGCGCCUGUGUGCGUGUGUGUCUGUAUUGUGCAUGUGUGUUUGUGGGUGUGAGUGUAGUGUUAUCAUUUUUUGCACGAACUUUUAAAAGCUCAUUAGAUUAUAACUCAGAAAAAAAAUACAGAAAGUGUAAGAGUAGCAACAAAUCACUUACAAGAACAAACUCUAUAUUAGAAAUGAAAACAUGCAAACAAAAAAGGAUAAGGGCCAACUCCUUGCAUUUCCUUCGAAUAGACUAUUGAAGAUAACGAAUGUACAAAUGAACGAUAGUGGUGCGGAAGAGAGAAAAAAAGAGAAAAUAAUAAACAAAUAAAGAAACAAAUAUGCAAACGAUGUCCGGAAGCAUUCAUUUUCCUGAACGAAGCACGCUGACUCUCAUACACAGCAACAAAAAACAAAGGCAGAUCUAAAAUAAUGCAUGAAAAUGGUACAAAGCUAGAUGAAGCGAAGAAUGAAGCAAAGCAAACAAGAAAAUGCCAAACACAGAAGGCACACUAUAUCUCGACCACGAAAAUCAAAGCACGAAACGAAACGAUAUCAAAGCUAUUAAGCUGGCACAAUAUAAUCAUCGAACUUAUCAAACCUGAAGGACUGUGGUUGUUGAGUGGUGAGUGACGAAAUGAAAGCAGAGCAACAAAGCACACACACACACAUACAAAAAACAUAUGAGCAACAUAUUGUCUAUCUCUCUUCCCCCGCCGUUACCCGGUAACGGUGCGUUAGAUUUUAUUGGACGCUAGCGAGAUUGGGUACUUUAGCGAUCGUCAGGGCGCAUGGUUGUGUUUAGAUUAGUUAAUGAACCGCCCGCCACCCGCGUGUGCGUUUGGUGGAAACUGCAAAACCAAACCGUCACCUAAUUACCGCCGGCAGGCAAAGAAAGUUACCAGAAGCGGAUUUCGAUCGCGAUCGCGAAUGACAACAGUCGUUCCGUUGAUCGAUUCCGCUAACAAAACUAUCACUUUUAAUUGUUCCUACAUUCCUAUAUAUACACAGACACACACGAUUGCUCCGGACAUGGAGAUUGCGAUGCGUGCGUGCUGGCGCAACCCAGUUCUUCCCUGUGUUCGGUCAGCGCUAGAAGUUUCGUUUUGCAUUACUGCAGUCGCGCUGUUUUCGUUAAUGGGUUUUGUUCGGGUUGCAAAUGGGCUUGAUGAUCAUGCUGAUGAUGAUGACGGUGGCGACGGCGGCGGCGGCGACGAGGUCCCGUGAAACCCGUUAGCCAGCGCAGCGCUGCUAAUUAGUCUGUGGCAACGCGUUCGGAGACGUGCCGGAGACCUAGCGUGCGUGAUUCUGCAUCGCUCUGGCUUCGGCUUAAGGUCAAGGCUUACGGAAUGCAGGCUCGUUAAGGUACGACUCCGUCUACUGCCGUUUGGUUUUCGAGUUCUGCUCGUUUCUACUGCCGACUCCGCCGUGGCGACUCAGCCAAGGAAUCGUAAAGAGGAUGGAAGCAGACAUAAGUCAAAACUCAGCAACAUGACACAAUUUGGUGGAUGGUUUACUAAAGAACGAAGAUACAAAUGGAAACUUUGCAGCCAAAAGUGAUUCUCAGGGAUACUCGUAGAAUUUAAUGUUAGGAUGUAUUUAGCAGUCUACAAAGUCGUUUUACCGUCGACGGCCGUGAAUCAACAGAAUCAAGUUUCGGAAGCGAACGCGCAAACACACACACCACACCACCACACUAUAAAACGGCGCCCAUUAAACACAUCUUACGAUUCGGUAACAUAUAGCUUGCCAAAUAUGGUUUAAGUUUGGUGCGAUUGAUUAUUUUAGGAUACUUUAAGCCAGAUCUCUAAGAUCGGCACCAUCAUUACAUUCUUCCACACGAUCGAAACAUUAGCCACUGUUGUCAGCCACUGUCGUAAACUGGCAGCAUUGAAUUGGUUCUUACUUUGGUUUAAUUUUUAUGGCGUACCACGUACCACCACCUUGCUGCUGUAAAGAUGUGAAGACACUUGUAAGCGAUAAGCGAUGAACAGCAACAUUCCUAAGUUUAACUAAUUUUAGCACACACUGGCCAACUGACCGCACCUAGGAUGAGGAGAUUAUUGAAAAAAGUUACCACAAGUUACCAAUACCAUCACCCCUCGGGAAGUAAUUGGGGCGAAGGAAAGUUGUCGUUUAAAUACAGGAAAACAUGCAAACCGUUUUAUCACUAUGCUCAAUCACUUGAAAUAAGUUUGUUAUGUAGCAAAAUAAAACACAAACCAGAACAGAUCGAUGUUGAAGGAAGCGAAGACAACUUAAAACAUGCGUAUAUACGAAAUAAGAGAAAGCCCACAAACCAACAAAAUAAGGUAAAGAAAUAAGAGGAAAAACUUAACAAAUGUGUGUAGUAUAGGAGAUAAAAUAACGAAGAUGUAUAGAGUGUGAAAAUAACAAGAGAAGAAGCAAACAUUACUCACACAUUACAAAACAAAGAGCAACACUAAAACAGAGUAAAUAAAAAGAAUGAAAACAUCUCAAAAGCUAGCGCGUAAGAACUUAAGAAAAAAAAAACAAACAAGCCAACAAAUGAAGAAACAAAUGACAAACAAAAUCCAGCAAAACAAACUGGAAAGCGAGAGAAAAUGAGAAAUUCACGCGUUGAGCUGAAUUAUCAAUAUAUACAUAUAUUGUUUAAAACAAUCGUUCCAUAUCAGUGAGCAAUGGUUGGCUCGUCAAUAUCAAGCGUUUUUAUUUUUUUUUCACGUGUUUUGCAAUAAACGUGUGCGUACAAAAAUAUAAACAGGCAACAGACGUCAACGGUGUAGGUAAGGUAGAAGCAACAUAUCUCGUUCCUGUGUGUGUGUGUUUGUUUGUGUGUGAAAGUUGUGAAAGGAAGCGCGGAAAAGCGGUAGCACAAAUAGAGAGCAAACACGCAAGACCCGGAAAAACUCGAACCAUGUGGUUGUGGAACAAACCACCAUUUAUAGCGAAAAACGACGAGCGACCGUUAAAGUAUAGUGAAAUUGAGUGGACAGGAAGGUUUGUGGGUCUGUCCUCUGUUUGCCAAUAAUUCUAUUUGUUUGUAUUGCGAACCAUCGAUACGUUACAGUAUUAAAGGGAAACAGAGAUGAAGAGAGAGAGAGAGAGAUAGAGAGAAAAAGAGUGUUUUAGAGGACACUUGCGAUGUAAACAGGAGGAGGGAGAGAGUUGGUUGUAAGCGUUCCUAAGGGUGGAUCCAUCUUCACGAGUAACACGAUCACGGCAAUAGUCCGACCCGGUGCUUUAGUUUAAGCGAUCGUUUUGUUUUUUUUUUCGGUAUUAUCAUUUUACUUAAAUAUUAAGUUAUGGCGUCCAAUUGUUAUUGAAGUGAUUUCACCGACAAUAGUUGGUGGACGAUGAAUUACGCUGCCAUGAAUUACUACCUAACCGACGUUGAGUGUCAUUGAGCCAUAGCACAAAGCAUCUUAUAUAUAUAUACACACACACGUACACAAACAGGCGUAUAUCAUGAGAAGUAAGAAGGUUAAUAGAAACUCUUUAAAAAAAAGGUUGUUAAUAAACCACACGUUGCCAUUUAGUUGUCAGUUGUUAGCUUUUAGUUAUACUGUACAUGCCAUACCAUGUUUAUUAUUAUUAUUAUUAGUUAUUACAGUGCAGAAAUAAAUCGUAAAACUUCUACAAUAAUACUCAGGCGUGCCGAGAGAGCUGUUACCUCUAUAGCACACAUACAAAAGCAAACUACAAGUACAAUGAAACGGCAGGGAAAAAAAUAAAAAUAAAAAAGAUAAGUGUUUAAUCACAAAACACAACGCAAAGUUCAUUUACAAGAGUGUGUCUGUGUGUAUUAGAGAAGAAUGAAGAACAUAUUGAUACACGUAAAGCCAUCAAACAUGAUUAUAAAACAAAUACAGCGCACACACACAAACAAAACCAAACCCGGUUACAAGUGUAUGGAAAAA
Messenger RNA from Anopheles arabiensis, 11122 nucleotides. Its product is annotated as protein pygopus-like. Lineage: Eukaryota; Metazoa; Arthropoda; Insecta; Diptera; Culicidae. The transcript is spliced from 2 exons. The record is from RefSeq and is a predicted model, not a curated record. Bases 1677 to 5486 code for a protein of 1269 amino acids.